UUUUUUUUUUUUUUUCCCAGCAAAAAUCUGCUGACCCAGAGCCUGGGUUUUCCAGUUCCUCCCAAUCAAUGUACUGAGUUGGAGAUCCGGGUGUGCUGCCUGGGAUGGGGGAAACCACAGGAUGGCCCCUGCAAACUGGGACCGUCUUCCUCCAUCUGUACCCCAGCCAGGCUGGGGCUGGGUCUGGGGGUGGCAGAGGGGGGAUGCUGCAGAGAUGUGAGGCUUGGGGUUCCUGGUGUUUCUUUGGCUUGUUGCCCAUCCAGCAAAAACCAUGCGGAUCCCCCCAGCAGAGGAGCAGAGCUAUCUCCGUAGCAGAGUGGGAACUGCUCCCCAUGAUCGGGAGCUAAACAUGAGGAUUUAAAGCCCGUCAGGUUCCUGGGCUCACGGGGAGCAUGCCUGAUUAUAUCAUUUUUUGAUUAGGUGAUGUAUUUUUCUCCAUUAAUUCCUAAUUCCCCCAGCUUCCUUGAGGGUCACCCACAGGAGAGAUGCCAUGGGGAGGAGGGAUGGGUUGGGCAGUGCCACGCUGGCUGGUGACAACAGCCAUCAGGACCAUGGCAUGUAGAGCCAAAGAUGCACCUGGAGGUUUCCUCCUGGCCCUCACCACGCUCUGUAAUUCACCACCACGGCAGGGACACGUUGGGGACAGUCCCACGGUCCUACUGCUGCCGCACUGAGCAUCUGCGGAGGGGAAAACUUCCCAGCACAACACCCGCAGCCUCUCAAGUAAAUAGUCUUUAAUGUUUCACUCAAGGGUUUUAGCCUUAAUACGUAAAAUCUCUUUAGCUUUUUUAAUUCCUGGAUCGUGAUGUGGAAAGUCCUCCCCAGCUCACCUCCUGGCUUUCCUCACCUAGCCCGUGCCCCGCGAGGGGCUGUGGCACCAGCUGGGAGGGCUUGGAGAUGCCCUGAAGAGGGCAGCAAGGCCACGGCCAUGCACAGGACCACGAGUGGGGUGCCCAGAAGUCCCACAAAGUGGCCCUUGAAACAAAAUGUUGAGGGUUUUUUUUGUUGGUGGUGUGUGGCUUUUUUGUUUUGUUUUGUUUUGUUUUUUUAAGAGAUCAGGAGGGAGAGAAAAGCUUUAUAAUAAACCCCAAAGCAAUACCCAUGGAUCUUUCUGCUCUAUCAGGAUUUUGCUCACUGCAAACACCUGUGGUUAGAGGCAGCCCAGCUGCCCUGGUGCUCAUCAGCCCCUCAGCCCCCAGCUGUGUCCCCCCUCCCAGCCCCAGCUGAGCCUUUUUAAGGACCAGGCACGGCCAGCUUAGGUUUUUCCAGUGGCUCUGGGUGUGGGAAGCAUCAGGUAAAGGAGUUAUUUGGGGGUCUCAGUCUUUUUUUUGUGCUCGUAGCCUUCAGCCAGGCAGUGUCAGCGCUACUCUGUGGCUGCUCAGCUGAUUGCUGGGGGCCUCCGAGGCUGGGUGCUCAGCUCCCCGCUCCUGGGUGCGCAUGCCCUGGCCGGGGCUGCUGUGUAAACAUGCAAUUACAAGAACAAGCAAUUUUUUCCUUGGAGAUCUCCUGGCCUCAAAUUAGGGAGGCUGAAGCUCUGUCAGAAGAUGACGGAUGUCACCAGGAGAGGCACUGACAAGCAGCGGGGAGCACGGGGUCAGGGCGCUGCAGGUGGGUGAGCAGUGGCAUGGCCACGCUCACCUCCUGCCUUGGGGAGGCAGGGAGGAGGUGGUCCUCCCUGGAGGAUGGGGAUGCACAAGCUGGGUGCUGCAGCUGGGGUGGGUGAGGGUUUAGGCAUGGGAAUGGAAAGGCCCAGUAGGUUCCUUAUAGCUCAAGCUGGGGAAACACAAUGGUUGCUUGAUGUUUUUGGAGAGGAAUAGGCCUGGGAGGGGGGUGUUUAUGAGCUCAAAUGGGAGUGAUCAGCAGCAAUGAUGUCCACCUCACAGCUGAGGGUCCUCAAGCAUCAAGGUCCCGGGCGGCCUCGGCGGAGCAGUGCUGGUAGUGCUGAGCCCUGCCGUGCUGCGGAGGGGAGCAGCCAAGAACAGAGGACGUUGGCACGGUGCCACCAGGGCCCCUCGGUAAAUCUGUCCCCAGCUCCACCUUUCCCUGUGCAGAGCCACACCGGUGCCACCUGGAAGGGGCGCAGGGGCCGGGAGAGGAAGCUCCCCCAGCGGCUUGCCCAGCUGCUGGAAGGAGCAGGCGGAUCCCAGGCUGCCAGCAGAAGCGGCUGCGGCUUCCCCGGCUGCGAGCGGAGACCCCGCACGGGCUGCAGCCAGCUUAAAGCUGCUGGACGAUCAGGACAAUUACAGAAACUUAGUGUCCUCGCAGGUGUUCUGGGUGCUCUGCUCAGAAACACCAGCACCCACCAGCCGGCAAAAGCUACGAGUGGCAACAAAAAGCCUCAAACACAUCCCAAAACCGUGGGAGCAGCCGGGCUGGCAGCAGGAUCCUCUCCAGCCCCCGAUCCUGGUGCAAGGACAGGGAGUUGCAGCUCGGACGCAGAGAUGCUGAGAGAAUUCACACCCGGAGGCAGGUCCCAUCCUGCUGCCACGCUGCUGGGUCACUUGCUGCUCACUGUCCCCAGUGCUGAUGGCCUCUGCUUCCUCUCGCCGAGCGAGUACCCAUGUUUGAUUAUUUUGCUCCAGGUGUAUCAGCUGCAGAUGGGUGGAGAACUGCCCUGGGAGCAGCGCAUGAUGGAGGUGCGCCGGAGCCGCGUGCAUCGUCCCCACCUGCUGAGGCUGGGCACGCGUCACCCCGGUUCCUCUCCUGGCCACCAGCUGCCGUGGCUCAGGGCAGCAUCGCCACCCACCCCGCACACCGGUGGAUUUCGGAGGCUGCUGUGCUUUGGAGAGGGAAUCGCCUUGUGCACGAGGACAGCACAGCUUGCCCAGCUUGCCUCCCUCCUCGUGCUCCCUGCAGCCUAAGGGACCUUGCGGAGCAUCACGUAAGGAUUUUGCUUUGGUGUUUGUCUCUCUGAUGUGCCGAGGAGGCGAAGCUGGGGCCCUGGAGCUGCAGAGCCCCAGCCGGUGGUGCCAAGGGGAGAGAUUCAGUCCUGUCCUUCUUCCUGCCUGCACGAGGGGAGCACCGGUCUACAUUUAGCAAUGCCAACAGCCCAGAACCAUACAAACUGCUCCUCUCCUGUGGCCACUGAACACCAAGAGGAAAGCCCCCAUCCUGCCGGGCAGGGAAUCCAGCAUGCUGGCCCUGGUCCCUGCUGCUCCUUGCCUCCCACGGCUGCAGCUUUCCUGGGGCUCCUGGGCUCCGAGCAUCUCAUGCCAUUGGCAAGCAGUGCCAGGUGCCACCAGCCAUUAUUACAGUGAUUGCGUUUUUUUUCCUUGCACGGAGCAAGCCUGGCUCCUGCACGCUUGGCUCCCAGCUGGCCAGGGAUGGAGAGGGGAGCGGGAUGGGGGACAAGGAGGUGCCUUCCCCUGUCCUGGAGUUCAGAUUGCAAACCCAAACUCUCCUGGGCAAUCCCGCAGCUCCCAUCAGAGGUGGCUGUGCCCCGUGGCCCUUUCUGCAGCAGGAGGCUCGCCGGCCUUGGGGCUUCUCUGUGAGGCCAGGCUGGGCUGUGGUGCCACAUCUGCCCACUCAUCCCCUGCAUGGGUGGCAUCUCCCUCUGGUUCCUCCACGGCCUGGGUUUGGCUGUUGAUUGAGUCGGCCCGGAAGUAACGUGUUUGUGAUGAUGAUGUGAUGCAGUGACCCUUAGCUUCUUCUUUAAAACGUGUGCGUGUAGAUGUGGGUUUUGCAGUUAUGAAUGUAAUUCCACAAUCCACUUAGGAGCCAGUAAUUUUCUGGCUGAGGUGGGAAGCUGCUGACAUCGUGUGAUACAUGACUAGAUUGAUUGUAUUUACUUACCCUUUAACCUAAUAAAGAAAAAUAAUGUUCCUUCAUCUCA
This is a messenger RNA of Cygnus olor (mute swan), 3832 nucleotides long. RefSeq lists its product as uncharacterized. The transcript has 6 exons. Bases 1866 to 2861 code for a protein of 331 amino acids. Lineage: Eukaryota; Metazoa; Chordata; Aves; Anseriformes; Anatidae. The record is from RefSeq and is a predicted model, not a curated record.